This is a messenger RNA of Lampris incognitus (smalleye Pacific opah), 1997 nucleotides long. RefSeq names its product methionyl aminopeptidase 1 (gene metap1). NCBI's taxonomy places the organism in Eukaryota, Metazoa, Chordata, Actinopteri, Lampriformes, Lampridae. Gene Ontology annotation, biological process: proteolysis. Bases 29 to 1189 code for a protein of 386 amino acids. The record is from RefSeq and is a predicted model, not a curated record. The transcript has 11 exons. Gene Ontology annotation, molecular function: metalloaminopeptidase activity.
GACUCCACCUCCCACCCCGCAGGAAGGCAUGGCGAGCAUCGAGGCGAGGGAGUGUGAAACGGAAGGCUGCAGCAAAAACGCCAAACUCCAGUGUCCCACCUGUAUCAAGCUCGGGGUUCAAGGCUCCUACUUCUGCUCGCAGGAAUGUUUCAAGGGGAGUUGGGGGAAUCACAAGUUGCUGCACAAAAAAGCUAAGGAGGACAGGAGCCAGAAUGAACCGAAGAACUGUGUGGAGAAGGAAAUCAACACAGACCCAUGGCCUGGCUAUCGCUACACAGGAAAACUACGACCUCACUACCCACUGACUCCCAUGAAGCAUGUGCCCAGUGACAUCCAAAGACCUGACUAUGCUGAUCACCCACGAGGGAUGUCUGAGUCAGAGCAGUCUUUAAAGGGAACGUCACAGAUCAAGAUUCUGUCUCCUGAAGAAAUCGAAGGCAUGAGAGUGGUGUGCAAGCUGGCACGAGAAGUCUUGGACAUUGCUGCCAUGAUGGUGAAACCUGGUGUAACCACUGAGGAAAUUGACCAUGCUGUUCAUCUGGCUUGCACAACAAGAAAGUGUUAUCCUUCACCUCUUAACUACUACAACUUCCCUAAAUCAUGCUGCACAUCUGUCAAUGAAGUCAUUUGUCAUGGCAUCCCGGACAGAAGACUACUCCAGGAUGGGGAUAUCCUAAACGUUGACAUCACUGUCUACCACAACGGUUUUCACGGUGACCUCAACGAAACCUUCUUUGUUGGAGAAGUAGACGAGGUAGCCAAGAAGCUGGUAGAGACCACCUAUGAAUGCCUUAUGCAAGCAAUCGACUCUGUAAAGCCUGGGAUUCGCUACAGAGAACUAGGCAACAUCAUCCAGAAGCAUGCUCAAGCUAACGGCUUUUCUGUGGUGCGGAGCUACUGUGGCCACGGCAUCCACAGACUGUUCCACACUGCCCCAAAUGUGCCACACUAUGCCAAAAACAAAGCAGUUGGAGUCAUGAAGCCCGGCCAUGUUUUCACCAUUGAACCCAUGAUAUGUGAAGGUGGCUGGCAAGACGAGACAUGGCCUGACGGCUGGACAGCAGUGACCAGAGAUGGGAAGCGUUCAGCCCAGUUCGAACACACCCUUCUGGUCACAGACACAGGCUGUGAAAUCCUGACCCGUCGGCUGGAGGACAAUGGUCGUGCACACUUUAUCAGCCAAAUCUAGGCUGGGUUCGACGCACCAUGGACCGUGCCAGACACUCUGACCCCUUCCCUCUGAGUCAAGACAUAGCUACAGAUAUAUACAUACAUGCAUACACAUCUCGAACACACAAGCAAGGGGCGCCACCCUUCGUUCCAAGUUUACCUGUGGUUCUCACUGCUCUUACUUAAAUAUCGGUUCUACAGAUGUAAUGGAAGUGCUUGAUUGUGUCUGAUAACAGUGGAUUGUUUUAUUAGUGAAAAUGUAAAAAUAAGUAUUAUUGAAAUUGGUUUUGGCUCAGUCCCAGAGGUUUGACGUUGGUUAUGAUUUUGUGGGUAUAAAGAAGGUGGAAAAGAGAUAACAGGUGCAUGGACCUCAGACCCCUGAGACUAUGCCAAAUGAGCUCUUACUGACUGGCGAGAGGUGGCAGCGGUUUCCUGUACUGUCUUUGGACUGUGGAGCUCAGGACUAAUUCUACCAGCACACCUUGCUUUGCUUUUCUUCUCUCACCACUGUUUGAUAACUGAAAUGAAGAGAACCAGCUGUACCACUACACACCAUGAGGGCAUUCUGACCUCACCAGAUGACUUUCCUUUUCUUUACAUGAAGAAACCGCAUCAAACUAACCUUUAUUUCUGAAAGUGUAUCUUUUGGGUUGAAAACCAGAUAUCCGGAUGAUUAACACCAACAUCAAGUCAAGUGCUGGACUUGUUAAAAAAGUUAUGAGGAACACCCUCAAAAUGUCUAUAUUUCAAAUAAACCUGGUGUAGCGUAUUGAGCCUUAAUGUGUGGAUUUAGAAAAUUAAAUUUUGCCAGUUAUUUUGUGGCCUGA